GCUUGGUUUGAGUCUGCAAACUAACUAGUCAACUAAUUCUCUAGUGGCAAAGACUGACGAAACACCACGCGAUAGUCAAGCCCUAAGCCUUUUCUGCCUGGUGCAUGCUGAUGGCUUCAUCCAUGAGAGACAGACAGACAGACAGACAGACAGACCCUCUUGGAGUAUCCGCUGAGUCACUUAGUGGGUAUUCUUGUCUGCCUGUCUGAUUGUCACCUCCACCCCAGUGCUCCACUUGCAUGGCAUCUAAAAACAACUUCCACACUAUGGAACAUUCUCCGCAACUGCUGCUGCUCACUGCUCGGUAAUUUCCCCUGGAUUAGCGCGUCGGUCAUUCUUCUUCGGUUCUUCCUGCCACGCGAUGACUGCCACUCCACCACAGGGCACGGCUCCUCUUAUAAACCCGCUGGCAUUCCUGUCAUCCCCAUCUCGGAUUUCCUCCAUCUGCACCUAUCCGUCAUGUUCUCGGGCCUUGUCCUGCUCCUAGCCAGCCUCGUGGCCCUGCUGUCGGCCGUAGGGAAUGCAGCCGUGACCAUCCAAUCCUCCAACACCACCUGCCGCUGCUUCCCGGGGGAGAAAUGCUGGCCCUCACCAGCUGAAUGGACUCAAUUCAACGAAUCCAUUGACGGCCGACUAAUCCAGACCAUCCCUCUCGGCAGGCCCUGCCACACUCCCUCCUACCAAGCAGGGGUGUGCGACUACCUUCGCGAACAAUGGACGGAGCCCGAAAUCCACUAUGAAUCGUCCUCCUCCAUCAUGGCCCCCUGGUUCGCCAACGGCUCGUGCGAUCCCUUCCACCCCAUUGUCAAGCCCUGCACCCUGGGCAACUACAUCGUCUAUGCCGUGAACGUCAGUCAACCCAGCCACAUAUCGCGCGCUCUGGCUUUCGCAACCGCCCACAACCUCCGCGUCGUCGUCCGCAACACCGGCCACGACUACAACGGCAAAUCCACCGGCGCUGGCGCCCUCGGCAUCUGGACCCAUCACCUCAAGGACAUCGACAUCGUCGACCACCAUGAUCCCCACUACUCCGGCAAGGCCAUCCGCCUGGGUGCCGGCGUCCAGGGAUACGAAGCCUGGGAGGCCGCCGACGCCCACGGCUACCAGGUCGUCAGCGGCGAGUGUCCGACCGUCGGCAUCGCAGGCGGCUACUCCCAAGGCGGCGGCCACUCGGCCCUAUCCUCGCGCUACGGCCUCGCUGCGGACCAAGUCCUGAAAUGGGAGGUCAUUGACGGCACGGGGCGCUUCAUCACCGCUACCCGCGACAACGAAUACAAGGACCUGUAUUGGGCCUUGAGUGGUGGCGGCGGCGGCACGUACGGCGUCGUUUGGUCCAUGACCUCCAAGUUACAUACUGGCACGCCUGUCUCCGGACUGAACCUCACGUUUACCAAUACCAACAUCUCCCAAGACACUUUUUACUCGGCAGUAGGCCUCUACCACUCCCUCCUCCCGUCUAUUGUCGACGCCGGCGCAAUGAGCAUCUGGUACUUCACCAACACGAUAUUCUACAUCGCGCCACUAACGGGGCCCAACAUCACCGUCCAGGAACUCAUCUCCCUCCUCAAACCCUUCCGCGACGGGUUAGAGAAAAUGGGCAUCAGAUACACCCUCUACGCAGAGCAAUUCCCGACCUAUCUGGCUGAAUUCAACGGCAUGAUGCCCAACAUCCCCGUCGGGGAGGCGCAAUACGGCGGAUGGCUGAUGCCGCGAUCGGUAGUGCACGAAAAUAACACUGCGUUGACGGCGGCGUAUCGCCAGAUCACGGAGGACGGGGCGACGUUUAUCGGGGUGGGAUUGAAUGUGUCGAAGGCGUUAGUUGGGGAUGUGGAUAAUGCGGUGUUGCCUGCUUGGCGGGAUACGUUAAUUGAUACGACGCUUACGACGCCAUGGCAGUGGGAUGCGCGCCAGGAUAUGCUGGUGCAGCAAUAUAAAAUGACUUAUGAGUAUUUGCCGUUGUUGGAACGGUUGGCGCCGGAUUCGGGGGCUUAUAUGAAUGAGGGCGACUUCCGCCAACCCAAUUUUCAAAAAGCAUUCUACGGAGUGAAUUAUCCCCGACUACGACAGAUCAAGAAGAAAUAUGACCCGCUCGAUGUGUUUUAUGCCCAAACGGCUGUGGGUUCGGAUGAGUGGACGAUGUAUCCUGAUGGGAGGUUAUGUCGGGUUUCUACUUCUGAUGAUGAUGCGGAUGGUUGGGAGUAUUUCUAACUGCAUUUUAU
Molecule: messenger RNA, 2219 nt
Organism: Aspergillus neoniger CBS 115656
Lineage: Eukaryota; Fungi; Ascomycota; Eurotiomycetes; Eurotiales; Aspergillaceae
Product: FAD-dependent oxidoreductase
Exons: 3
Coding region: 460-2208 (582 amino acids)
Molecular function (GO): FAD binding; oxidoreductase activity
Source: RefSeq, a predicted model, not a curated record